Messenger RNA from Bactrocera tryoni, 2010 nucleotides. RefSeq names its product fork head domain-containing protein crocodile (gene croc). The coding region runs from base 1 to 1590 and encodes 529 amino acids. Gene Ontology annotation, molecular function: DNA-binding transcription factor activity, RNA polymerase II-specific; RNA polymerase II cis-regulatory region sequence-specific DNA binding. NCBI's taxonomy places the organism in Eukaryota, Metazoa, Arthropoda, Insecta, Diptera, Tephritidae. The transcript has a single exon. The record is from RefSeq and is a predicted model, not a curated record. Gene Ontology annotation, biological process: anatomical structure morphogenesis; cell differentiation; regulation of transcription by RNA polymerase II.
AUGCAUACGCUCUUCACCGAUCAGAAUUCCUUCUCGCGCCAUUACGCGCAAACCGCCGGCUAUCCCAGCGCGGCCACCGCCGGCGCCAUGACCACGGCCUCAGCUGCGGCCGCGGCACACUAUGCCUACGAUCAGUAUUCGCGUUACAGCUAUCCGGCGAGCGCAUACGGCUUGGGUGCGCCACACCAGAAUAAGGAGAUCGUGAAGCCGCCUUACUCCUACAUAGCGCUCAUUGCCAUGGCCAUACAGAACUCGGCGGACAAGAAGAUCACACUUAACGGCAUUUACCAGUAUAUCAUGGAGCGUUUUCCCUACUAUCGUGACAACAAGCAGGGUUGGCAGAACUCGAUACGUCACAAUCUCAGCUUGAAUGAGUGCUUCGUGAAAGUGGCGCGUGACGACAAGAAGCCCGGCAAAGGUUCAUACUGGACGCUCGAUCCCGAUUCGUAUAAUAUGUUUGAUAACGGUUCGUUUUUGCGACGGCGUCGUCGUUUCAAGAAGAAAGAUGUGCUGCGCGAAAAAGAGGAAGCCAUGAAGCGACAAGCGAUGAUGAAUGAAAAGUUGGCCGAAAUCAAGCCAUUGAAGCUGAUGACUAAUGGCAUUUUGGAUCACAAGCACAUGGCGGCGCAUGCACACUUCAAGAAGGAGCCCAUCAUGGAACUCGGUUGUCUGGCGGGCAAAGAUAUGCACACCGGACUGAGCACCGCCAUGUUGAACUCCUGCCAUGACAGCUUAGCGCAAAUGAAUCAUCUCACCGGCACUGUGGAGCAUGCCGGUUUCACCGUCGACUCACUCAUGAAUGUCUACAAUCCACGCAUACACCACAGCGCCUAUCCGUAUCACCUGAACGAGGAUAACUUAGCCGUCGCUUCGACGCAAAUGCAUGCACACCAUGCCGCCGCCGCACAUCACGCCCAGCUGCGUCACCAUCAUGCCGCCCACGUCUCGCAUACGCACCCGCUAACGCCUGGUGGCCAUGCCGGUGUGCAACUGGGCGGCACAACCGCCUUAACAUCUGGCGCCUCUCCCACAACGAUCUCAACGCCACAUGGACCGACACAUGGCGGCUGGUAUACACCUGAAACGCCACCAUCCGAGCCGAUUGGUAAUGGCGGCGCCGGUGGGGGCAGCGGUGGAGUCACAAAUGCUGGCGCACCAAGCAAUAAUAAUAACAACAACAACAACAGCAAUAACAGUCAUAAUCAUAAUGGUGCGGCAGGUGUGCAUAUCGGCAAUCAGAAUCACGCUUCUGUGCUAACCGCCACCAGCAGUCCGUCGGCUGUGAUAGGUGGCGUCGUCACGGGCCACACAUCACUGGGUUUCCGCGAUAUGCUCUUCGAGCAGAGUCAACCAUGUCAAAUGGACACGGGCAGCCCGAAUGGCAGCCUACAGUCAGCCAGUCCACCGGCGAGCGCCAGCGCUGCAGCGGCAUCGGCAGCUGCCGCGGCGUCAGUGAUCAGCAGUCAUCAUCAUCAUCACCACCACCACCUGAGCGGGAAUCUGGGAAAUUUGGGUAAUCUGAGCAACUUAAGUCAUUACCGUUCGCAUGUGAGCCACUAUCAGGACUAUGGCAUCAAAUAUGGCGUCUAAAUCAGCCAGCAAACUGAGUGGCGCUGAGGUGUGAAACGUGGCGCCGUGCUUGUGGCAGAUCCGGCCUAACGGUACUCCGCUGGUGCAGCACGUGAAGCACGCAUAGUCGGCUAUUACCGUUAUAAAGUAAUGCAUUUAAGUAACUGUCACACUAGUAGGACUUGAAUGGACCGACACGCUUUCGCGUUAGCAACUGUAAUGCAACGAAGUUUAAUUACUUUUAGUAGUCGUUCUCAAUACACAGUCUAAGGUAUACGAAUUUAUAUUCUAAGUGUUAAUAAUAUUAUGCUGUAGGCUUACAUAAAUCGAUAUUUAUUUUUCUUUUUUGCUUUUUGUUUGAAAACAAUAAACACUAGCUUCAAUAUAUUACACGUACAAUUUUAUAACUGUACAUAUGUAUGUGAUUAUACGAUGCUAUUG